Messenger RNA from Neolamprologus brichardi, 1995 nucleotides. RefSeq lists its product as uncharacterized. Lineage: Eukaryota; Metazoa; Chordata; Actinopteri; Cichliformes; Cichlidae. The record is from RefSeq and is a predicted model, not a curated record.
GAUCCGCGAGGCAGUGACGCACUUGCAGCCAGCUGACCCUUGCAUGGCUGAAGAUGCAUUACAGUAUCUCAACUCGGUCAGGAAAUCACUUUCCUCCCUAGUCCCCUCUUCUUUUUUCUUUCGACACUUCACAAGCAAAAGUGAACUCCUCUCCUACUUGAUGCUGUGCGCUGCCAAAAUGCCCUUCAUACCGCCAGUGUCCAUCGCGCGCUCCGUGUCAGGACUCGCUGGGAAGGAGAGACCCACCAACAACACGUCAUCUGUAUCUGCUGUGACCAAAGCUUUGAAAGAAGACAAAGGCGGCUCAGUGAAGGAGAGGCUGGCUUUGAACUUGAAACAGCUGGGGAAGAAGAGUCAGCCCAAGAGUAAUCUGCCAACAAUUAAAGGAGUGUCAGGGGCAAACAGAAGGGAAGGCUCGCUGCCUUCAUCCCAGACAGGCAGCUCUCCUGUCACCAGCUCAGAGAGUCUGUCUAAAAGACAGCAGCGCAAACACUCCGGUCACACUUCUGUAAAGAGUGACUCACAGGUGAAGCCUGUGAGAACCAAGGAUCAGCAGGAGGUCCGUUUCACUCUGACUCUCACACCCGAGGCUGUCCUCCUGCUGCAGCGGAGAAACAGCGAGAGACACCGGCAACGUUCAGCCGCCAGAAACCCCGCGAGUGGAUCCACCUUGGCUCCCGGAGGAGCCACGGAGUCCCGACGCAGGAGGGAAAACGUGCCCAAAAGGCAGAGAAACGGCUCUCACAGCGGCAGAGUCACCGCUAAAAACAGCACUGACGCUGAGCUCGGAGACAUAAACUCAAUUCUGAAAAUCUCCCUUUUGAAUGAGCGGCACAAGUACGACGACGUGGAGUACGAGGAAGAGGAUGACUACGGCGUGGAUGAGCGCGUGAUGCUCAAAUGUACAGAGUGGCUACGUGGGCUGGAAAACGCACCAAUGACGGCGAGGAACAAGCUGAGUCGGAGCGCGAGCAGCGUGAAAAGUUUCUGAAGGUGACUGGAAAUGAGCGAGCGCCCGGGAUUAAAUGCGCGUUGUCAUGGUAACUGUCAAGUUUCCCUCAUACAUAUUUCUAGGAUAAAAACUGUGAUGUGACAUGUCAUUUAGCAUGAUGGUGUCGUGGCUAUCCCUUUAUACUAUUGGAUUACAACUACAAGGGCUGUAUGCAGAAAAAAAAUAUUUAUUUUUAUUUUGUGUUUUUGAGCGUUGGGUGUUAAGAUCCUCUGAAAUAUUUUGUGGAAUAUAUAUUUUCAUUGACACAUGGCUUUCUAACAAGGUGCAAAUGUGCAAGGAUGAGAAGACACAACUGUUCGCUGACUGCCCGAGCAUGCGCUCUGAGGUGCAGUGCACAGAGCAACGCAGCUGCUGCAAUGUGUGAGUGAUGCACGAGCCUCAGGAGGAUUUGCACGUCACAGGAUCGUCUCUAAUGGCUUUGAUAAAGAUCUCGCACAAGAUGACACUUUAUCCGCAGUUAUGCAAUGUCAGAAGAGUAACCGAUGAAGUGAAAUUAAAGGGAAAGUCAGCGUUUACUUUGAUUUUUAAUGCUUUUCCUUCGUCUUCUGUGCCCUCACUUUAAAUUUCACAGCUAAGCAGUUUGCACCUUUACCGUCAUUUGAUCAGUAUAACGUUUUGUAAGACUUGCAUUUAUUUAAAAAAAGAAGAAGAAAUAAAUACGUUAAAAACAGGAAAACUUUUAAAACUUUUUAAAGAUAAAUCAUUUGUACUUUUGUUUUUGUAACCAACACUGUCUAAGAAAGCGCUAAGUAGCUUUCUACGGAUUUAAGAUCUUGGUUUGGCAGUUGUCAGACAUAUCAGCUUAUCCACCUGGGAGUCAAAUGUUACAACACGUGUGAUGGUUAAUGCUAUAGAGCAGGGCCCUUAAUCAUAAGGCCAAGGGCCAGCAUUGGCUGGGCAAAGACUCGACUCCAGUCCACAGGACGGUUGAGGAAGAUGUGAAGGAGUAUAGGCUCAAAUUGAGGUCAUAAAUAUUUUAUACU